GAGUGCUUAUGUCAGGCUCCAUGAGCAAUAGCUACAGUUUUUUCAAGUUGCAAACGAUUUGAAAUAAACUUUUUGAAUUUUUUCAAAAUCUGGGGUAGAAGUGACUGAAAGAAAAACAAUAAUCAUAUUUUUAUAUUUAUAAAAAGCAAGCAAUGUUUAAUUAACCAAACUCAAUUCGGCUCAACACAACUCAAUUUGACUAACAAAGAGUUUAUCUUUUUGUUUGAUGCAUUUUAUACAAAAUUGCUAUUUUGUUUAAUUUUGUAUAAUUUUAUUUAUUUUCAAAUAGUUUUGCAUAAUUUUAUAUAAAUUCGACUUAUCUCAAUGGUUUUUUGUUUUUUUCAUCUCCUUAAUCUUUAUUAAUACAGGUUUAUUUUCAAUUAAUAUGUCUUUAGAUUCUCAUAUCGAUCCUGAAAAACUAGAAACCAAAUUGAUUUUAGAAAAUCAAUUGAAACAUAAGAAUAUCCAUAAAAAUCAUGAUCACUUUAAAAUUAAAUCAAAAAUAUCAAAUAAAUACUCCUUUAUCAAUAACCGCAACAGUAAUAAUAAUAAUGACAUUGACAUUGAGUCAUCUUCAAAUUUAAAUCUCAAUUCAAAUCUGUUUUCCAUAUCCAAAUAUAAAAUCCCUAAUAAAGGUUUAGAUUCAAACUUAGCUUAUGAAUUAAUCCACAAUGACUUGAAUCUCGAUGGUAACCCAACGUUAAAUCUUGCAAGUUUUGUCAACACAUUUAUCUCGGAUCAUUCAGAUUUAUUAAUCCAGCAAAACAUAACCAAAAACCUAGCCGAUAACGAUGAGUAUCCAAUCUUGAUGGAUAUCCACAAAAGAUGCAUCUCAAUUUUAUCUUCCCUUUGGCAUGCAGAUCCAAAGAACUCUCCCAUUGGAACUGCAACAACUGGUUCCUCCGAGGCAAUAAUGCUAGCUGGUUUAGCUUUGAAGAAGAAUUGGCAAUCGAAAAUGAAAAAAUUAAACAAACCAUUUUCAAAUCCAAAUAUUUUAAUGGGUGCAAAUGCUCAAGUCGCUUUAGAAAAGUUUGCAAGAUAUUUUGAUGUUGAGCCAAGAAUUAUUCCUGUAUCUCAAAACUCAAAUUAUUUAAUUGAUAUCGACCAAAUUGAGAAAAAUAUAGAUGAAAAUACUAUCGGUAUCUUUGUUAUUCUCGGCUCGACUUAUACCGGCGGUUUUGAAGAUGUAUUAGAAAUUUCAAACUUGUUAGAUAAAAUAUAUGAGAGAAACCACAAUUUGGAUAUUCCUAUUCAUGUUGAUGGUGCAUCCGGUGCUAUGAUUGCUCCAUUUGUGUUCCCCAAACUCAAAUGGGACUUCAAGAUCAAAAGAGUUCAUUCAAUAAAUACAUCGGGUCAUAAAUUUGGUUUAACAUCUGUCGGUUUAGGCUGGGUUGUUUGGAGAUCAAGCUGUUUAUUACCAAAUGACUUGAAGUUUCAGCUAUCCUAUUUGGGUGGAGUUGAAGAGAGCUUUACCAUAAACUUCUCAAGGCCUGGUUAUCAAGUUAUUCAUCAGUAUUUCAAUUUUUUGCAUUUAGGCAAGCUGGGUUACAGAUCAAUUUUCAAUAACUGCCUAUCAAACGCAAGGUUGUUGUCGAAAUUUCUUGAAAAGAGUAAUUAUUUUGAAUGCAUUUCAAAUAUCCAUCGGUCAAAGAAUGUAAUGAGUUUAAAGGAUUCAAUUGAGUUAAACGAUGACCCUGAACUUGAUAAUAAUAAGAGUGAUAAUAAUAGUGAUAACAAUGAUAACAAUGAUAUAUUAAACCCUGGGUUACCUGUUGUUGCGUUUAAAUUUUCAAAUGAAUUUAUUAAAAAUUAUCCCCAAAUUCCUCAAUCGAUGGUUUCAACCUUAUUGAGAAAUAAAGGUUUUAUUAUCCCCUACUACCCAUUGCCUAAUAAUGAAUCUGACACUGAAGUAUUACGAAUUGUGGUUAAGGAAACGUUGAAUUUAGAAUUAUUGGAUAAAUUAAUGAUGGAUAUAAUUGAAAUCACUGAAGUUUUAAUCAAUGCAGCAAAUCAAGUUCAAAGGUCUACCAAGUUUGAAUCAGAUGAGGCUAGAAGUGAUAACAAUCAGAUUAUUUAUGAUAUGUUAUUAUCAAUCUCCAGUGCCGGAUUACAAGAUGAUAAGAUUAAAACAAUUAAAACUAAGAAAUCCUACAGAGGUACAUGUUAAGUUAAUGUGAAACGAGUCAAAAAUUAUUAUCCACUAUCUAGCAAUUAUAGUUAAAAAAUAAAAAAUAAAAAAUAAAAAAAGAGUGCAAAAAAAUGGGAUUGAGAUUAACACAAUACGUUCGUUUUAUUAGUAUAAUAUCAUUUAUUAUAAUUAUUAUAAUUAUUAUUUUCUUUUUAAUUAUUAUUAUUAUUUUAAAUUAUUCGGCUUU
Molecule: messenger RNA, 2375 nt
Organism: Ascoidea rubescens DSM 1968
Lineage: Eukaryota; Fungi; Ascomycota; Saccharomycetes; Ascoideales; Ascoideaceae
Product: glutamate decarboxylase
Exons: 1
Coding region: 386-2167 (593 amino acids)
Biological process (GO): L-glutamate catabolic process
Cellular component (GO): cytosol
Molecular function (GO): pyridoxal phosphate binding; glutamate decarboxylase activity
Source: RefSeq, a predicted model, not a curated record